GUUUCCCGCGAAGUCGCUUGGAAGGGAGUCGUGUAUCUGCUAGUAAGGAACCCUCCACAGCAUCGCCGGCGGAGAGAGAUAGAUUAGAAUGUCGGAAGAGAAACCACAUCUCUCCGAUUCCCUCAUUCCUCGCCUCCAACAGACCCUGACUACAUGCUCUCAAUUGAUUGAAGCCGGUGACUUUAGCAAUUCCGAUGGAUUACUCACCGGGCUUGCCGAUUUCCUUACUCCCAUCUCGGAAGAAGCAUCAAAUCUUGAUUUAGAGACAACAUCAUUCCAGAUUCUUACUGAAAUUCAUUGUUUCAUAAGUGCACCUUCCAGAAACCAGGAAGUUAUUGAUGCUUUGUCCUUUGAGUUGCCCAAGGUAGUAUGUAAAUUUGCAUGUGCAUCCAAAAGCUGCUCCGAGAUUGCUGAACUCAUUGUUGGACAUCUAGUUAGUAUGUGUUCUCCGCGGGAAAUGCUAUCAAUUCUUUGCGAGGCACUAAGUUCUCCAACUGAAAUGUUCAGGGUUCCUUGCUAUUUUUCUCCUCUCAUUGGUGGCCUCGGCAAAGUUAUAAUACUCAUCAAAAGACGGCAAUUUGAGCAAGUGAAAGCUGCAGUUCCUGUUAUUCUUGGUGUUUUAAAGUCCAUGUCCUUAGAGGCAGAUGAGGAAGGAAAAGAUACUGAGGACUUAUUCCACAAAGCAAUUGCUCUUGCAGAUUCAAUACAAGCUGUUUGCAAAUUGUUGGAACAGAAAGAUAAGAAAAAACUCUGUGCUCUGUUGGGCAUGUUUGUCCUGCAAGUCAUGGCUCUUGUUUCAAUUGCAAUGGGGCAUAACAUUUCAUGUCUUCUUCCCAUUAUGAUACACCUGUCACACUUUCUUCCAAUCUGUGGUUUAUCAUAUGAGGGAUUAAUUACUGGACUUGAUGUAGACAAGUUCACAACCAUAUGUGGAGAUGACGGGGAUGAUAACAUGGCUUGCUUUUCUCAUGUCAAGCAUGGCGGAUCACUUGCAGUAAUCUGGGGUUACAAAUCCAAUGAGACAUCAGUGGCUGCUGAUACAGAUUUUGAAGCAGUGAAAAAUGAACUUCAAAAGAACCAGACUAAAAGAUGGCAGGCAAUAGGCAUGUUAAAGUACGUCUUCUCAAGUGUUGACCUAUCAUGGGAAUUGAAAGUGCAUGCUCUUGAUUUCCUGCUUUGCAUUAUGGAUGGAUGUAUGCACCAAGAAAUUCAAAACGAUACAAUGGACUACUCCACAUAUGUGCCUACUCUAUAUACGUCAUUGCAGGCGAUUGAAAUGGUCAUUAUAUAUGCACCAAAUGCUGUUUUGCGGAAGAAAUCUUUUGAUACUCUGAUGAAGGUGCUUGCAGAUGUUCCAAGUUCUUUAAGGUUUGACAUCUUAACGGCUUUGAUACAGAAUAGCGAGUCUUCUUCAAUGAUUGCAAUCCUCUUAGAUUGUAUCAGAAGGGAAAUGCACGAGGAAUAUAGUAGCUGUAUCUCAGUAAACAGUGGGGUCUCAGAGGCAGAGGUGAAAUAUUCUCAAUGUCUCUCCUUUUGGAGUGCUGGUGUUCUGGAACUAGUAGAGCUGGUUCUGAAGCCUCCAAAUGGUGGCCCUCCAUCUCUUCCUGAGUACAGUGAUGCUGUUCUAUCAGCUCUCAAUCUCUAUCGGUUUGUAGUGAUCAGAGAGUCAACAGGAAAAACGAACUGUACUGGAGUGCUCUGUAAGGACAUGUUGCAGACGGCAUACAAUGAAUGGCUUCUUCCUUUGCGUACAUUAGUGACAGGAAUCAUGGCAGAAAACCAGCAGGAUCAUGAAAAACUAGCAUCGGACACAAUGUGUUCCUUGAACCCCAUUGAGUUGGUUUUAUAUCGGUGUAUUGAACUCGUUGAAGAUAAUCUGAAACAUGCAUAGUUGUAUCACUAACCUCAUCUGGUAGCGUUUUCUGGGUUCUAGGAACAAUACAAGAAAAAUGUAUAAUUAUUGAUUUUCAGUUUAUUUUUGUUUCUUCCAUUCAGUCACAGUAAAAUCCCAGUUUCACAAUCUUGUAGUUCAAUGAGACUGACAUUUUUUUCUGAA
Molecule: messenger RNA, 2056 nt
Organism: Solanum verrucosum
Lineage: Eukaryota; Viridiplantae; Streptophyta; Magnoliopsida; Solanales; Solanaceae
Product: aberrant root formation protein 4
Exons: 14
Coding region: 89-1891 (600 amino acids)
Cellular component (GO): cytoplasm
Molecular function (GO): ubiquitin-protein transferase inhibitor activity
Source: RefSeq, a predicted model, not a curated record